AUGACAUUCUCUGUGGCUACCGCAUACUUGCAAAUUGAGCAGGAUGAUAAUUAUGCAUGGGCGUUACAAACAUUGCAUGAUCUUAUGGACGACAAUGAUUUACCUGAAGUUAUUGUCACAGACAGAGAGCUUGCUUUGAUGAAUGCCAUUGAGAACACCUUUCCGAAUGCUGGACAUUUGUUAUGUCGUUGGCAUAUUAAUAAGAAUGUAUUAGCGAAAUGCAAGAAAAUGUUUGGGACAAAAAAAAAAUGGGACAAGUUUAACACUGCAUGGAACUAUUUGGUAUUGUCAUCGAUUGAAGAGAAAUAUAAUGAUCACCUUGCAAUACUGCAUGAGGAUUUCAAUAACUAUUCGGAGGCAAUCAAGGUUGAGAGUGCUCAUGCUAGAUUGAACAGUCAAUUAGGUUCAAGUCAAACGACAUUUGAGAUUUCAUUUCAAAAAAUACAUUGUCUACUUAAGUUGCAGCACAUUCAAGUAAAAGCAUCAUUUGAGAAGAGUUUGACAACUGUGCAACAUCAAUUCAAACAUUCUCAAUUCAGAGAACUCUGGGGUAAUGUGUUUAUUUGUGCAUUGGAGUACGUGUUGGCAGAGAGUAAAAGAGAAAAUUCAGUUGGAAUUGAUGUUGCAGCAUGUGGGUGUGUUCUUAGGUGCACGCAUGAUUUACCUUGUGCUCACGAGAUUGCAAAUUACAUGAAACAAGGCCAUCUUAUUCCACUCAGUAGCAUACAUGUUGAGAAAUUAGAAUUGACUUGUAUCCCAGAACUUGAGUUGAUUUUGCAGAGGUUCAAUGAGUCUGAUAUUGCCACGCAAUUGGAUAUGUUAAAGAAGUUAAGGGAAAUUGCAAAUCCAUCGAGCACUUUUCUUAUUGAACCUAAUGUGAAACCUAAUCCACGUCGAGGACAUAAAAAAAUUGAUAUAUCUUGUCAUCGUGACCUGUGUGCAUUUGAGUUGGUUGACGAUGGCCAUGAUAGCCAGAGCACAUUAGAUUCCAGUCAAUCAAAGAAAAAGAGAGCUUUGAAAGUGCAUGAGAAGAAGUGGAAUAUAAAGACAAAGACAUAUCGUACAAAAACAAGUUUACCGAGUGCAUAUGUUGGUGACUUGCCGCCUAUGUUAAUGCCAUUCAUAAAGUUGAUGAAGGAUGUAGAUGGUGAUGAGAAUUGUGGUUUUAGAGCUAUUACGGAUUUACUUGAUCUUGGAGAGAAUGACUGGGUGCAAGCUAAGCGUGAUUUGCUACUUGAAUUGAAUAAUCACGGAGAUGAAUACGUCAUAUUAUACGAGUCACAUGAGAGGGUUAAGGAGCUGACACACAUCUUUUCAUAUUUUGAAGAUAGCCCAAGCUUUUAUCGUUGGAUGACUAUGCUUGACAUGGGGCAUCUUAUUGCAUCAUUUUAUAAUGUAGUCUUAUACCACUUGUCAUUGCAGCAAUGUCUCACUUUCUUACCUUUGAGAUCACUGCCAGUAACCCUAGCUGAUCGUCGCGAGACUGCCAUUGAAUUUGUCAAUGGAAAUCAUUUUGUGCAGAUGUACAUGCAGAUAUUUUUGGAGGCCGGUCAUCCAGUUUCUCCCAUUGUUGUGAUUCAGCGAGCUCACCAUUAUCCUUGUGCAUAUGUUAGCCGCAUUCAAAAAUUCAAAGACAACAUAGGACCUAAUAUAGCUACUCGAGAGACAUUUGAUCACUACAACAAAACUAACUAUUUACGGCAUUAUGUUUACGGCUUGCGUUAA
Molecule: messenger RNA, 1725 nt
Organism: Camellia sinensis
Lineage: Eukaryota; Viridiplantae; Streptophyta; Magnoliopsida; Ericales; Theaceae
Source: RefSeq, a predicted model, not a curated record